Molecule: messenger RNA, 2002 nt
Organism: Spea bombifrons (plains spadefoot toad)
Lineage: Eukaryota; Metazoa; Chordata; Amphibia; Anura; Pelobatidae
Gene: SPTLC2
Product: serine palmitoyltransferase long chain base subunit 2
Exons: 13
Coding region: 1-1773 (590 amino acids)
Biological process (GO): sphingosine biosynthetic process; ceramide biosynthetic process
Cellular component (GO): serine palmitoyltransferase complex
Molecular function (GO): pyridoxal phosphate binding; serine C-palmitoyltransferase activity
Source: RefSeq, a predicted model, not a curated record
AUGUUUUUAUCCCCGCCCCCUGGUGAUUUGCUCGGCUGGGUCGGUGAGUUCCGGCUUGCGGUGCUGGGCGUGACGGGCGGUGACAGGAGAGCAGGUCGGGAAAUGCCGCGGUACGGAGCUGGGGAGGCCCCUGGGGGUCACAGGCCGCUCAGCAACGGAGGACACAAGCUGGACACCGGAACAACCAGGAACGGCUUUAUAAAGAAUGGAGUGGGCCCCGAACACCGGCUCUACAAUGGGGGUCUGUACAAGAGACCCUUCAACGAGGCCUUCGAGGAAACCCCGAUGUUCGUGGCUGUUCUUACCUACAUGGGCUACGGCAUUUUGACCCUAUUUGGCUACCUGCGCGACUUCCUCCGAGCCUGGAAGAUCGAGAAGUGUCACAACGCCACCGAGCGGGAAGAGCAAAAGGAUUUCGUGCCGCUUUAUCAGGAUUUUGAGAACUUUUACACGCGGAAUCUGUAUAUGAGGAUCCGGGAUAACUGGAACAGGCCUGUGAGCGGCGUCCCGGGCGAGCGCGUCGACAUCCUGGAGCAAUACACAGACGACUACAACUGGACGUUUAAGUUCACAGGCCGGGUGAUUAAAGGUGUGAUAAACAUGGGUUCCUACAACUACCUGGGCUUCGCACAGAACCACGGCGAGUGUGCAGACCGAGCCGCGCAGGUGCUGCAGAAGUACGGAGGAGGGGUGUGCAGCACGCGGCAGGAGAUGGGUAACCUGGAGAAGCACGAGGAGAUGGAGGCUUUGGUUGCUCGGUUCUUGGGGGUGGAAGCAGCCAUGACGUUUGGGAUGGGGUUCGCCACAAACUCAAUGAAUAUUCCAGCCCUGGCUGGCAAGGGAUGUCUGAUUCUGAGCGAUGAGCUAAACCAUGCCUCGCUGGUGCUGGGAGCCCGGCUCUCGGGGGCCACCAUUCGGAUCUUCAAGCACAACAACAUGCAGAGUUUGGAGAAGUUGUUGAGAGACGCCAUCGUGCAGGGCCAGCCGCGAACACGCCGACCCUGGAAGAAAAUCCUCAUCUUGGUGGAAGGGAUUUACAGUAUGGAGGGCUCUAUUGUCCGACUUCCAGAAGUUAUUGCGCUUAAGAAGAAGUACAAAGCGUAUCUGUACCUGGAUGAGGCGCACAGUAUCGGGGCCCUGGGCCCCAGCGGGAGAGGUGUUGUAGAUUACUUUGGUCUGGAUCCCCGAGAUGUAGAUAUCAUGAUGGGAACGUUCACCAAGAGCUUUGGGGCGGCUGGCGGGUACAUCGGAGGCAGUAAGAUCCUCAUCGAUUACCUGCGGACGCACUCGCACAGCGCUGUGUAUGCCACUUCCAUGUCCCCCCCAGUGGCAGAGCAAAUCAUCGCUUCCAUGAAGUGCAUUAUGGGUGAAGAUGGCACCACCCUUGGCCAGGAUCGCGUGGAGCUGUUGGCUGAGAAUACAAGAUAUUUCCGCCGCCGCCUGACGGAGAUGGGAUUUAUUAUCUAUGGAAACGGCGACUCCCCGGUGGUCCCGCUCAUGCUGUACAUGCCGGCAAAGAUCGGAGCUUUCGGACGGGAGAUGUUAAAGAGGAAUAUUGGCGUGGUGGUGGUGGGCUUCCCGGCCACCCCGAUCAUAGAGUCCAGGGCCCGCUUCUGCGUGUCGGCUGCACAUACCAGAGAGAUGCUGGAUCUGGCUCUGAGUAAAAUCAGUGAAGUUGGGGAUCUCCUGCAGUUGAAGUAUUCCCGCCAUCACUUUGUGCCCCUUCUCGACCGGCCCUUUGAUGAGACGACGUACGAGGAGACAGAGGACUGAUGGUGUGGAGUCACCACGUGGCACCAGCGGGGGCUUCCUGUGCCAACAGGGGCCCCGUCUCCAUUUCUCUUUCCAUUCUUGGGGUGAUGAGGAGGACGAGAUGUUUUAUAAUCUGUAUUAUUUCCUUUUAUAUCUAAUUUAUUUCCACCGGGACCUGUGAAGACGUUCUUUCCGUGUCUGAGGCCUCGGCUCCCUGCUCCCCGGCGGAUAAUCCCACAGACACCCAGUA